Messenger RNA from Orbicella faveolata, 512 nucleotides. Its product is annotated as large ribosomal subunit protein uL14. The record is from RefSeq and is a predicted model, not a curated record. Gene Ontology annotation, cellular component: cytosolic large ribosomal subunit; ribosome. Gene Ontology annotation, biological process: translation. Gene Ontology annotation, molecular function: large ribosomal subunit rRNA binding; structural constituent of ribosome. Lineage: Eukaryota; Metazoa; Cnidaria; Anthozoa; Scleractinia; Merulinidae.
AUGUCGAAGAGAGGUAAGAACUGUGAAUAUUGCUUUCAUGUUUGCCUUAUUCUAGGACGUGGAGGUUCUUCUGGAGGGAAGUUUCGUAUCUCGCUGGGUCUGCCAGUAGGUGCAGUAAUAAACUGUGCCGACAACACAGGAGGCAAGAACCUGUAUAUUAUUGCAGUAAAGGGAAUCAAGGGUCGUCUUAACAGACUGCCUGCUGCAGGAUCAGGAGACAUGGUGUUGGCAACAGUCAAAAAAGGAAAGCCAGAACUUAGGAAAAAAGUGAUGCCUGCAGUGGUUAUCAGACAACGGAAGGCGUUUAGAAGGAAGAAUGGACUGUUCAUUUACUUUGAGGACAAUGCAGGGGUCAUAGUGAACAAUAAGGGAGAAAUGAAAGGCUCUGCUAUCACUGGUCCUGUAGCAAAAGAGUGCGCAGAUCUGUGGCCGAGGAUCGCCUCCAAUGCUGGCAGCAUUCAAUGAAAUGUACAGAACAUGUGUUAACAAUAAACUUCUCUGACUUAUCAAAA